AUGAACUUUUAUCUGUCCAUUUUUAUCAUAUUAUACUCAGUAGCAUGUGGUUUUACUUACACUGAUCCAUCUGUAACAAAUUCAAACUUAGUGAAAAGAUUUGAAUAUAAAUUAUCAUUCAAAGGUCCUACUCUUGCUUUCAAAGAUGGAAGUGUACCCUUUUGGUCAUUCGGUGGAAGUGCUAUUGCAAGUGAUGAACAAGUUCGUAUUACACCAUCAAUUCGUAGUCAAAGAGGUUGGAUUUGGAGUAAAAACACAUUAUCAGUCGAUCAUUGGCUGCUCGAUGUAAAACUACGAGUAACAGGACGUGGUCGUGUCGGUGCUGAUGGAAUGGCUAUUUGGUUUACGGAAACUCCAGGUGUUGAAGGUACUGUUUUCGGUUCCAAUGAUCAAUGGAAAGGAUUAGGCAUUUUCCUUGAUUCAUUUGACAACGAUGCAUUGCAAAAUAAUCCUAUCAUUGCUGUAAUGGUAAAUGAUGGAACACAAUCAUAUGAUCAUCAACAUGAUGGUAGUAGUCAAAUUCAAGGCAGCUGUAUUAAAGAUUUUCGUAAUAAGCCUUUUCCUAUUCGGCUUAAAAUUGAAUACAUUAAUCAAGGAUUAACAAUAUAUAUCAAUAAUGGAAUCUCACUUGAUGAUAAUGCAUUUGAACUUUGUACUCAUAUCGAUCAAAUCGGAUUACCGAAAAAUGGUUAUCUUGGUGUAACGGCUGCAACAGGGGGUCUCGCCGAUGAUCAUGAUGUUUUGGAAUUUUUAACACAUACAUUUUCCGAUAGACAAGCUUUAGCACAAAAUCAAGAAACAACACACGAACAAGCUAAAAAAUAUCAAGAUGAAUAUGAAAAAUAUGAACGAGAACUUGAACAACAACAAGCUGAUUUUCGAAAAGAUCAUCCAGAAGCAACAACAUCAAUUAAUGAACAACAAGUGUUUGAAACAGAAUAUGAUCGUGAAUUUCGUGUUAUCUUAGAAGGUCAAGAUCAAAUUCGUCUAUCAUUAACUACUAUUGAUCGAAAAAUGGCUGAACUUUUGGGACGUAUUGAACGAAUAGCAUCAAGUGGUAGCGGACAACCUUCAGGUGUAGCUGGUCUAGGAUCGAAUAUACCUGAUGAUGUGGCUCGAGUUCAAGAUAUAAAUCGAGUAAUUAAUGCAAAUACUGAUAUGACGCGAACUAUUCAAAAUUUCGGACAAUCUCUAACUGAUCUUCAACAAAAAGUCAAUAAUCUGCAAACGAAUCUCAAUAAUAAACAACACGAUGUUACAGGACAACAGCCAGUUGAUUCGAAUGUUGAUUCAAAAGCUUUCAAUGAACUUCGAGAUACAAUUCAACAAAUCAAAUCUGAAACAAAUAUUCUACUGCAAAAAAUACCUGAUCAAGUUAAAUGCCCCACUGUUGUUAGCACGGGAGAUUCUUCAUGUUUAGGAUCGUAUACAUUCUUUGUGAUAAUAGCUCUACAAUUAGUUAUAUUCAUAGGCUAUUUUACAUUCAAAAAUCGACAAGAUCAUUUCUCACGAAAAUAUUUAUAA
Molecule: messenger RNA, 1524 nt
Organism: Rotaria socialis
Lineage: Eukaryota; Metazoa; Rotifera; Eurotatoria; Philodinida; Philodinidae
Source: the annotation of a GenBank genome assembly